AUGGCUCUAUAUGAGUAUUUAAAUCCAGGUGUCAAUGGAAAAAAUAUUAAAUACUGGUUGUCAGGCCAAGAAGAUUCCCAAAAGGCUGCAGUUGGUAACUUAGUUAAGCAAGGAAGGCCAAGGACUUUGUUACCUCUAGAAGAAUUUUUCCUGGCAAUGUGCAGACUGAGGCAAGGUUUUGCUGAGGUUCAUCUUGCACACUUGUUUAAAGUAUCACAGUCUACUGUAAGUAGAAUAUUUAUUUCUUGGAUUAAUUUUAUGUAUUUGAAACUUGGCCAGAUCAAUAUCUGGCCCUCCAGAAAAGCUGUGGAUGAUUCUACGCCUGAGGCCUUUAAAGAGAAGUACCCCAGUACAAGAGUGAUAAAUAACUGCACAGAGGUGUGCUGCCAACUGCUAAGCAGCCUUUUGUUGAACAGUGAGCUAUUUAGCUCGUACAAGAGUCACACCACUCUGAAAGGACUAAUUGGAAUUUCCCCUAAAGGGUCAAUAACAUUCAUUGGACAGCUAUGCACUGGCAGUAUAUCUGAUAAAGAAAUAGUGGAACGCAGUGGUUUUUUGAAACUACCCUUUGAAAAUGGAGACUGUGUAAUGGCCGACAAGGGUUUUACAAUUGAAGAUGUGCUUCCCCUGGGAGUGACCCUUAAUAUCCCCCCAUUCCUUGGAAUGUCUGAUCAAAUGUCUGCUGAAGAUGUUAUCAAAACACAGGAAAUUGCAAGUUUGCAUAUCCAUGUUGAAAGGUCCAUCAACAAAGUAAAGAACUUUUUAAUAUUUGACGGGGUUAUGCCAUUAAGCCAGUUUGGAAUAGUAAAUCAAAUGUGGUGUGUGUGCUAUGCUUUGUAA
Orbicella faveolata is the source of this 840-nucleotide messenger RNA. RefSeq lists its product as uncharacterized. NCBI's taxonomy places the organism in Eukaryota, Metazoa, Cnidaria, Anthozoa, Scleractinia, Merulinidae. The record is from RefSeq and is a predicted model, not a curated record.